Molecule: messenger RNA, 1867 nt
Organism: Anopheles bellator
Lineage: Eukaryota; Metazoa; Arthropoda; Insecta; Diptera; Culicidae
Exons: 2
Coding region: 221-1282 (353 amino acids)
Biological process (GO): anaphase-promoting complex-dependent catabolic process
Cellular component (GO): anaphase-promoting complex
Molecular function (GO): zinc ion binding; cullin family protein binding; ubiquitin protein ligase activity
Source: RefSeq, a predicted model, not a curated record
CGGAGCAUUAAAAUUCGCAGCGAAUCAAUAUCAAGGAGUAGAGCGUCGCCGUUGAGCAACAAGUUGUUUGAAUGUUGAAAACCGCAAUCCAUCUUUUAAAUAUCUACUUUCCGUAAUAUCGUACCCAAAGCUGCGACCGUGGGGCCGCAUUUUCCGAUAACCUCUUGUUGAUGCAUUACGUAUUUGUGUCCGGUUUGUGCAAAAAGAAGAAAGAAAAAUCAUGGGGCUAGUGGAGGACGAAGUGGCCGAAGUUGGCCGGCUGUGCGAAAAGGUGGUGCCCAACUCCAAACUCGUCACCUGCCUGCCUUCUCUGGUCCGUGUUGAGCUCCGGCAGACAAAAAGCCGGCAGCUGACGGUUUGCGUUCGGUUCCCGGACAACUACCCGACCGGGAAAUUGUUGGUCGAGUUUAAAAGCAAAACUAUGCCGAGCGUUUUUCUCGAACGUUUCGUCGGGAUAUGCGACACCAGACUCAACGAUUUUCUCGGGAGGCCCCAGUUGAUGAAAAUGCUCCAGUUUAUCGACGGAUAUUUGGCGGAAAACCCACUGUGCAUUGUGCUGGACGAAAUUCAAAACAUUCGCCAGAUGUUGCCGGAUGCUGGUGAUCUUAAACUGAAGCAAAAGACUUGCUCGAUCUGCCUAGUCGCCCGUGGUGGGCAGUACUACUUCGGCGCCAAAUUCAUCGUUCCCCAGGGCUAUCCAGCCGAAUGCAUCCAAUGGAAUGGGCACGACUGCAAUCUUCCCCAGUCUCUGGUGCUGUUCGUCAACGGGCAGGCCAGGGAGAUCGCACGUCAGUGCGUGGAAGCACCUCUGCGCCAGCCGAUGUGCAGCGAAGCAUUUGAAGUAAAACCCAGCCUGCAGCGGACGCUAGGGUUUAUCAUCGAAGCGGUGCGAGAUUUACCGGAUGAAAAGUGUGCCGUUUGUCGAUCUUGCUGCUUACCGGUAUGUCCUACGCAAGUCGUCACGCAAGAUGAUAGCGACGCAUACGUGGUGCGCAUGUUCUGCGGCCACAUCUAUCACCAAGGUUGCCUGAAACGGUUUAUGAGUGAGCCGCCGUUUCCAGAGGGAGGAAAAACAUGUCCUGCACCGAGAAACCGGGCCCGUAGCUUCCAACGGGCAACCGAUUUGCGUUUUUCCAAAAAUCGGUCUUCUGAAACUGCUUGCGGUCAGCGAGUAACGUACGAUAAAUGGGGAUUGAACAAUGUUAAGUCGGCCGAAGCUAAAUGGGCUCAUCAGCAGGCACGAGAGAGGGAAUUAGAAGAAGUGAUAGAUUUUCUACAGUAAACUCAAUGGCCAAUGCUUUUUUUUACGUCUGUGCAGUAGAGUAGAGGUCCCCGGUUUUUCUUUUUAUAAAAUGUAUGAUGGACACCAAUGGGCAACGGAUGGACACCAUUGUUGAUACCAACACAGUUGGGUUCGAGAAGCACUUUCGGCUCGACAAUAUCAAAGAUGGUGCAGAGGGCAGAAAAUACUGUCUAUUUACUGUCUAUUCUGGACCGUACUGCCUGAAUAUUGUACAUCGUUAUUUAACGAAUGUGGAAUCCCUGGGUCAGAAUCGUCCCGUCUUCUAAGAAAACAGUGUUUUAUUGGCACGGCACCUUUUUCAGAUAAUACCAAUAACGAAUAAUUAAAGGCAUUGGCAGGUAGUAAUUUAAACGGAUGUUAUAUAGGCCUAAGUUCGUAGCGUCGGCCAAAGAAUCUAAACUCGUAGAAUACGUGUUAGCAAUUAUUUCUAAAUGGCUUUGUUAUGAUCGUUGAUCUAAAAAAUAUACAUUCUCAGUUCUCAUACGUAAGACAAAGUUUUUUUUGUUCUUAGAACAACGGACUGGGCCGCAUUUAUAAGAGAAAGUUCUUUUGUUUUAAAUUUCG